Bradysia coprophila is the source of this 1307-nucleotide messenger RNA. Its product is annotated as Poly(ADP-ribose) polymerase 16. The record is from RefSeq and is a predicted model, not a curated record. NCBI's taxonomy places the organism in Eukaryota, Metazoa, Arthropoda, Insecta, Diptera, Sciaridae. Gene Ontology annotation, molecular function: NAD+ poly-ADP-ribosyltransferase activity.
AUGACAGCAAUGACUACAGUGACAUUUUAUGCGUCAGCUGAUGAGUUGUUUUGUUUAUUAUAAACAUAAAAUUCUUAUGUUUUUUACUUCCACAUAAUUUUUAAAAUCUCCCAGAAAGUAGAAGGUGAAAUUUAAAUAUAUUGACGUUCAACUGACUGAACGUACUUCAGAAAUAUUAGUCCGAAUAACACUAAUUGCUAUGACCGAACAAUUGCACGUACCAAUUACAAGAGAAGAUUCGAAAAAUCCUCAAAAUCAGAUCGUUAAUUUGAAAUUGGCCCUCGAAAAGGAUAUUGCAGCGUGUGAUAUUAAGUGGAGUCUUUUUGUUGCGGCUGCGCAAAGUUACCGGCAUGAUUCGCGACUUAAUCCGUAUCCACCGAAAUAUGCUACAAAAAACAAGUCGGAGUAUGACAUUGAACGCAUCAGAUUGACAAUAUCCAAUGUGCCGCCCCUUCUUCAGGUCCUAAGGUUGUUAGAAAGCGAGGAAACCGGCCUCAACGACGAUGUGAUCGAUCUUGUACAUUGGGUCGUAUGUUCAAAAUCAUUUCCCACUUUAAGGAGUGUAGCAAAGAAUGAGUUCGAUGCUACAUUGAAAAAGGUUGAAUUUAUAACGCCAGUAUCUGUGCCCACACACAUCUUCGAAGUUGUACCGCAAGCCGACAGUGCAGCGGAAGGUAAAUUCCAACAACAUGCCGAGAAUCGAAGGAAACUGUUUGCAUUUCAUGGCAGCAAAGUGGACAGUUUCUAUUCGAUAGUGAAUUUCGGCUUACAGCAACAUUUGUGCAAGACUGCGUUAUUCGGUGAUGGAAUCUACUUAUCGUCAGAAAUGCAUGUUAGCCUAUCAUUCAGUCCUAUUGGUUCAGGAUGGAAAUCUUCAUUGUGUGGCAAUGAACUGUCUUGCAUCGCUCUAUGUGAAUUCGUUGAUCAUCCGCAGCAUUUGAAGUGUCACAUUAAAGACCGGCAACCGAACGAUGGAGAAAAUGAGCGUAAAAACAAUCAAGAUGUACCUGAUAAAUACUUCGUCAUCACCAACAAUGACAUUGUACGUGUGCGGUAUCUACUGAUGUUUGCCAAACUACCCGACAAACCGAUACAAAUCCAUCAAAAUGCGUUAAUGAAUUGGAUUUAUAACAACAAAUCGAUUGCUACAAUGAUCUUCUACGCGAUCAUCCUGUUGUCCGUUGGUCUGGCUAACAGUAGAACCGGCCAAUAUUUUCGACAAAUUUUCUGGCAAAAAGUAGAAAAAUUUAUUUCUUCUGUGAAAACCAAAUAUUUUUCAUUAUAACAAACGCUUAUCGCUUAUCGAA